Molecule: messenger RNA, 2642 nt
Organism: Bufo bufo (common toad)
Lineage: Eukaryota; Metazoa; Chordata; Amphibia; Anura; Bufonidae
Product: von Willebrand factor A domain-containing protein 5A-like
Exons: 18
Coding region: 101-2479 (792 amino acids)
Source: RefSeq, a predicted model, not a curated record
CCUCCCUCCUUCCAGUGUUUGACUUCAUAGAUGGUGCAGCAGACAUCCAGCCUUUCCCAGCAGAGCAGAUCCUGAGAAGCCCACAAGAUUAUCUGGAACCAUGCCGUCCGAGAUCAUGGACUGUUGCGGCCUCCUAACGCAGGAAAAACAGCCAAUUCCUCUGCAGGGGAUCGCAGUUGAUGUCCAUGUGAAUGGCUUUGUGGCUGAUGUGUCUGCAACGCUCAAGUACAAAAACAAGGAGGAGAAGGCGGUGGAGGCUAUAUUUGUCUUCCCCAUGGAUGAAGACUCUGCGGUCUACAGCUUUGAGGCCACAGUGGAGGGGAAGACCAUAGUAGCUGAUCUCCAGGAGAAGGAACAGGCACACAAAACCUACGAUGAGGCCAUCAGCCAAGGCCAGCAGGCUUUUCUUCUGGAAGAAGACGAAAGUUCUGGUGACAUCUUCAGCUGCAGUGUUGGGAAUCUACUACCUGGUCAGGAAGCUGAAGUGACCCUGAGCUUUGUUCAAGAGCUGCAGGUUGAAGCCGAUGGUGCUGUGCGUUUUGUUUUACCUGCAGUCCUCAAUCCCCGAUACACCCCAAAAGGACAAAAGGACAAUGUGACCAUGACUCUACCGGAGCUGCCAAUAAGUGAGAUCCCAUACACUCUGAGCCUGACUGCUAGAUUUCAGUCUGCAUACGGUAUAAUGAAGAUUGAGUCUAACUGUGACCUCACACCUCUGAGGUACACCAACGACGACAAAACUCAGGCCGAGGUGACGCUGGCAGAGGGACAUAAGUUUGAUAGAGACGUCCAACUUCUUGCCUACUUCUCGGAGGUGAACAAGCCAAGCGUUACAUUGGAGGAGGGACAUUCUGAAACUGAAACAGGUUCCUUCAUGGAUGAUGCUGUUAUUAUGCUGAAUUUCUACCCCAGUUUCCCAGAGACCCAAGAACAGUCCUUGUGUGGAGAGUUUAUCUUUGUGGUCGACCGGUCUGGAAGCAUGGAGUCUCCAAUGAACUCUGAGCCAAACUCUCCACAACGUAUUCAGAGUGCAAAGGAGACCCUGGUUCUUCUAAUGAAGAGUUUGCCUCUCGGAUGUUACUUCAAUAUCUAUGGUUUUGGGUCCCAGUUUGAGUCCUUUUUCCCGGAAAGCGUGGAGUACACCCAACAAUCAAUGCAUGAUGCUGUUGAAAAGGUCAAUCAAAUGCAAGCAGACUUAGGAGGGACCGAGAUCCUUGAACCAUUAAAAAAAAUCUACGAAACAGCAGGAAGACCAGACCACCCCCGGCAGGUUUUUAUCUUCACUGAUGGAGAGGUUGGGAACACUAAAGAAGUGAUUGCUGAAGUCCAGAGAAAUUCACACAGUCAUAGGUGUUUCACUUUCGGCAUUGGAGAAGGCGCCUCUACUGCGCUCAUUAAAGGGGUUUCACGGGUUGGAAACGGCACAUAUGACUUCAUAACUGGGAAAGACCGGAUGCAGCCCAAGGUUCUUAAAGCAUUGAAGUGUGCCCUACAGCCCACCGUGAAGGAUGUCUCCAUAAACUGGGCCCUUCCUCCUGACGUGGAAGUAAAUUUAAUUUCUCACAUCCCCAUUGCGAUUUAUAGAGGUCAGAGGUCUAUCAUUUAUGCAGUGCUGAAAGGGAAGCUGAAUAAGGAGACAGAAGGUGAAGUAACUCUUCAAUACAAGUUUAAAGAUGAGAUCUUUUCAAACCAAUUAAAGUUCCCAUUAAAGGCCAACCCCAAAGAAAGACCCACCAUCCACCGAUUGGCAGCUAAGUCUCUUAUCUCCCAGCUGGAGACUGAGUUGGACUCCGAUGAGGUCAAGAAGAGAAUCCUGGAGACCAGUCUACAGUCUGGAGUCAUCUCUUCUCUUACAGCCUUUGUAGCUGUCAAUAAGGACUCCAAGGCCCUGGUGGAGGGUCCUCCUGUGCGCAGAUUCAACCCUCCUAUUGCAAUGGCUUGUUCUAUGCCUUGUCCAAAAAGUUUGGUAUGCUACUUCUCAGCCCCUGUGGCAUUACCUGACAUGUUGGGUGGAGUGAUGGAUGCUGCAUAUGACGAGGCACUGCCACAGGAUGCUACAGAUCCAUCCAUACUGCUUGAUGCUCCUCCAUUUAUAGAGCGUGAUGAACCAGCACCUGUAACAGAUGAUGGCUCUCCUAAGACAGAGGAUACCCCCGCUCUGUUCAGGCUGAUUUCUCUGCAGAAUGCAGACGGAUCCUGGAAACCUAGCGCUGAGCUGGCAUCAAUUCUGGGAACAUCAGAAGACUUCAAAGAAGGCUGCCCUGAUGCGCAGGAAAUGGAUCCGUCAGUGUGGGCAACAAUCCUGGCCUUGAUCUGGCUUCACAGCAACUGUUUGGAACAGAGGGAUGAAUGGGAGCUACUCGAGCUGAAGGCCAUUGCCUUAGUGAAGGCAAAAGCUGGUUCUUCUCUGGAUCAGUCUAUCAAAGCAGGAGUUGCAUUACUGAAAUCUUCUGUGGAUCCCAAAGUGUUUGGUUUCUGACCAAUGUGAGAGGAGUAAACUUGGAAGAAUGUCGGCAUGUGCCUGGAGUAAUGGCCUUGUUACAUGGCUAGUAGUUGCUUCUUAUGUUGUCCUUUGAGAAUUUUCGAUGUGAGAAAUAAAUAAAAAUUUGCCUUUAUUCAAAAAGUUCCAAUAAAAAAAAACU